Molecule: messenger RNA, 600 nt
Organism: Acanthoscelides obtectus
Lineage: Eukaryota; Metazoa; Arthropoda; Insecta; Coleoptera; Chrysomelidae
Source: the annotation of a GenBank genome assembly
AUGGAAGUAAAAUCAAUCCAAAGACAUCGCGAAAGAAGUUCAGAAGAUAAGCAAGAAAGAAAAUCUAACUUUGUUAGGAAAGUCUCAAAUGGCAUUUCUGUAUGCAAAAAAGCAUUUAUAAGUCUUCAUGCCAUAUCGCAUUGGCAAGUUCAACGUCUGAAUACUCUGCUUUUGGCUGCCAAAUGUCCAAGGGACUUGAGAGGCAAGCAUAAUAACCGACCUCGCACCAUAUGCGAUGAAUGGACUCAGAAAAUUAAAGAGCACAUUGAGGCAUUCCCAGUUGUUUUAGCGGCAAUUAUAGCAUUGUUAUCAUUGAUAGACAAUUUUCAAAGACAAUGGGACGUCGUAAGUGCAUUCUUUGUGCAGUUAGCAGUGAAAAAACUGAGGCAACCUUCCACAGAUGGUUUACACUCCCAUACCUUUAAGAUACUGAAAGAACACAAACAAAGUCCACCUCUGCCCAAUGAUAGGGCAUAUAAAGAACCUAUCCCCAUCAACGAAAAGAAGAUCUUGGACAUCAAAAAAGUCAUGUGUCAUACUUUAGAGUUCUAUUACCAUAUAACAUCAUGGAAAACAACAAAUAUGGAAAACGAUGAUUAA